AUGUGUUGCACAAGCGGUGUGUGUGUGUUUCCUUCAAACAUGUUUGGUAAUGUGUCAACGUUACAGUCCAGCGGUGAAUGACAGCGGAGUUUAUUCGGAGGUGAGUUCCCCCCUGCUGCCCCAGCCUCAGGUGAUGUCUGGCUGACUGCAGGUCCCAGCCAUGCUGCUCCCGUUGGCCUCGGCGGUGUUAACACGAUGCGUCCGAACGCUGCACUACGAGCACUUCCUGCGACGUAGGCUCCCCCCGCGCCUGCACUUGCACAGCCGGGGCACCAAGAGCCGGGGCCGGGGGUUCAAGAGCCAGGAGGAGGAGUGGAAAACCCGGAACAAGACGGUGCUGACCUACAUCGCGGCCGCCGGCGUGGGGAUGAUCGGCCUGUCGUACGCUGCCGUGCCGCUCUACAGGCUCUACUGCCAGGCGUCGGGGCUCGGCGGCACGGCAGUAGCCGGACACGAUGCCGAUCAGGUGGAGACGAUGAAGCCGGUGAAGGAGCGCGUUCUCAAGAUCAGCUUCAACGCAGACACGCACGCCAGCAUGCAGUGGAACUUCAGGCCACAGCAGACGGAGAUCUUUGUGGUUCCCGGCGAGACGGCUCUGGCGUUCUACCGAGCCAAGAACCCGACAGACCAGCCCAUCAUCGGCAUCUCCACCUACAACGUGGUGCCCUUCGAGGCCGGCCAGUACUUCAACAAGAUCCAGUGUUUCUGCUUCGAGGAGCAGCGUCUGAACCCCCACGAGGAGGUGGACAUGCCCGUCUUCUUCUACAUCGACCCCGAGUUCGACGAGGACCCGCGCAUGGCGCGCGUGGACACCAUCAUCCUGUCCUACACCUUCUUCGAAGCCAAGGAGGGCCAGAAACUCCCUCUGCCCGGAUACUAGACACACACACACACACACACACACAGAGACACACACACACACAGAGACACACACACACACACACAGACA
Molecule: messenger RNA, 949 nt
Organism: Perca flavescens (yellow perch)
Lineage: Eukaryota; Metazoa; Chordata; Actinopteri; Perciformes; Percidae
Gene: cox11
Product: cytochrome c oxidase assembly homolog 11 (yeast)
Exons: 5
Coding region: 161-880 (239 amino acids)
Cellular component (GO): mitochondrial inner membrane
Molecular function (GO): copper ion binding
Source: RefSeq, a predicted model, not a curated record